Molecule: messenger RNA, 1513 nt
Organism: Leptidea sinapis
Lineage: Eukaryota; Metazoa; Arthropoda; Insecta; Lepidoptera; Pieridae
Product: ankyrin repeat domain-containing protein 39-like
Exons: 3
Coding region: 148-666 (172 amino acids)
Molecular function (GO): protein binding
Source: RefSeq, a predicted model, not a curated record
CUCAUUAAUUCUAUGAGUCAAUUGGGAUAUAAGGUUGUCUCAAGUACUGGUGAAGCUGAAAUUACUUGGACCUUACAAAGGGAUAUUUGAGCUGUGUUUUAAUUCUAAUCAAUUAUUUUGUUAUCAUCAUUUUAAUAAAUAUUAACAAUGGAGAAAAAUUGUUGUGAUCAUGAUUGUACUGCUGCAACUGCAAAUAGUUCCGUUUGUCAAACAUUAUCAGAAAUGGAUUGGGAAAGGGGCAUUUGGAAUGCAGCAUUCUCUGGAGAUAUGUCAAGAUUAGCUUAUUUGAUUAAUAAAGCAAAAAAUGUAGCUGAAUUCGUCAAUACUCAAGACAAUGCUGGCUAUACUGCUCUGCACUAUGCAGCACGAAAUGGUCACUUGGAAAUAUGUAAAUUUUUGUUAGAAAAUGGGGCUUUAAUUGAUAUCACAACAAAGAGUGGAAAAGCAACACCUUUACACAAAGCAAGUGCAGCUGGUAAAAUAUCUACUGUGAGAUAUUUGAUCGAGUCUGGUGCAAACCUUCAAGUAAAGGAUGAUGAUGGCAAGACUAUACUUCACAAGGCUGUAGAAGGCAAACACAUUCACUUGAUAGAGACUUUGUUAGCUGCAUGCCCACAAUUACGUAAUAUGAAAGAUAACAAAGGAUUAAUUCCUAGCCUUAAUUAAAAAGUUAACAAAUUGUCUUUGUUAUUUAAAUCUAGCACCUAAUAUUUGUGUAGAUUUAACAUAUCACAUUGUUAUUAAAGUUAUAUUUUCAUUUAAUGUUAAUCACAUUUAAAUACAGCAUAAAUACAUAUGGGCAAAUACAUGAACUGCCUUUUUUAAUAAUAAUAUGCAUUCAUGUACAUAUGUUGAAGAGAAUACCUAGAAAAGGGAUUAAAUUAGUAUUUUUAUUGAAACAAUAUGUAUCAUUUUUACUUUUAUUUAUGUUCCAAUCUUAUAAAGUACUUAUUUACUAUCUGUUUGACUAGGACCAAAAUCAUCAAAAAUAUGUUCUACAUUAGUAUUAUAAUAUUUUGCCAUAGUGAACACUUACAUGUGUUAACAAUAAAAUUCCAUUUUGAAUAUAUACUUUAUACUUUUUUUAUUAUUCUACAGGCCCUGGAUUCAAGCCUUUCUGGAUAUAUGAGUCUAUGGAUUGAUUGUUGUCAUAGUGAUAAACACAAAUAUAUGUGUGAUAUAUAACAAUAUUACUAUUUUUUAAUAGGCUAACAUAUAUACAAUUGUUUAUAAGAUAAUAUAAUAUUCUUAAAUAAAUAACUGAUUCAAAUACACCAUAGUACAUAAGAUUUUUUUAGAAUAUUAUUUUAAAGUAUACAACAGUGAGGAAUAUAAAGUAACUAUUAUUUUCUAACAUAUUAAUAUUUAGUAUAAUAAUUUAAUGUUUUAGGAUAGUUGUGUAGGAAUAAAAUUAUUGUUUUAAAUAUUUGUGUAUACCACAUAAAGAAAAUUCCUCCAAAUUACACUUUGUACCGUCUACUGUAUUAAGUGUUGCAAUAAAUUUUAAAACUAG